CUUGGAAUUGCGAUUGGGUUUUUGGUCCCUCCUGUUCUGGUACCCAACGUCAAAGACCAGGAAAAGCUUGCCUACCACAUCAGCAUCAUGUUCUACAUAAUUGGAGGCGUAGCCACUCUCCUCUUCAUCCUUGUCAUCAUCGUAUUCAAGGAGAAGCCCAAGUAUCCUCCCAGCAGGGCCCAAUCCCUGAGUUAUGCUUUGACGUCGCCUGAUGCUUCCUACUUAAGUUCCAUCGUCCGGCUCUUCAAAAACCUCAACUUCAUGCUGCUGGUCAUCACCUACGGUCUGAACGCUGGUGCUUUUUACGCCUUAUCCACUCUGCUGAAUCGCAUGGUGAUCUUGAACUUCCCGGGGGAAGAAGUGAAUGCCGGAAGAAUCGGUCUGACCAUUGUCAUUGCCGGGAUGUUUGGAGCAAUGAUCUCAGGCAUUUGGCUGGAUAAGUCCAAAACAUACAAGGAGACAACGCUGGUAGUGUAUAUCAUGACCCUGGUGGGCAUGGUGGUGUACACGUUUACCUUGAAACUGGGCCAUUUGUGGGUGGUAUUCAUCACUGCUGGUACGCUGGGCUUCUUCAUGACUGGCUAUCUGCCUCUGGGGUUUGAGUUUGCUGUGGAGCUCACAUACCCAGAAUCUGAAGGCAUGUCGUCUGGCCUCCUCAAUGUGUCUGCACAGGUAUUUGGGAUCAUCUUCACCAUCUCCCAAGGCCAGAUUAUUGAGAACUAUGGAUCCUCUGCUGGGAAUAUCUUCCUGUGUGUGUUCCUUGCUCUUGGAUCAGCUCUCACUGCUUUUAUUAAGGCAGAUCUUCGGAGACAGAAGGCGAACAAGGAUGCUCCUGAGACUAAAGUCCAGGAGGAAGAAGAGGAGGAGGAGAUUAAUACCAGCAAGGCACCCACUGUCGUGUCGGAGGAGGCUCAUCUCUGAGAGAGGUGGCAGAGACUCAGGAACAUAGACACUCACCUCUUGGCUCCACUUAGCUGUCACUGCCAGCACCUAGAUUUUCACGGAGAAGCUUUUAGAGGAAGCAGGAGGAAGAUGUGACUUGCAUGGCGGUGCCUAUGCCUACUGGACGCUACCCGAGGACCUGGAUGGUUUCCUUGGGGAAAACCUCACCUGUCCCCAAAUGCAGACUGGAUUCCAGUCCCCUCUCCCUCUUAGGUCUUGGGCUAAUAUUGGGAGAGGCUGGUGGAGGGUGUUGGAGUCCAUCUUUGCUUGGUCCCUUGCCAUCUCUUUAUCCCCUUUCUUCUCUCGUGGAGAAUGCUUGCAGAAUUUUCCUAAGAAAGCUUAUUCAGGAUAUUAACUUUUUCUGAUGUCUUAAGGCUUACCCAAACAAAGCCCAGUUUACUGAGACUGAGCAAGAUGCUCUGCCCGAGGGUCAUGAUGAGGAAGUACCGUGGUUCAGCCUCCAUCAUUCCACCAGCACAGCUGUCAGGACUCUUGCCUUAGCCCUUUCUGCCUAACACUGCUGUCUCUCUUCAGACCUUUCCGGAGAGUCAAGGAGACUAAACGCUAUAAACCAGAGCAAACCUUUCUGUGGCCUCAAAGGAGAAACUGACUGGCGAGGGCUCACUGUGUAGGUGGGACAGUGCUGGGGAGUCUGUAGAGCUCUGAACUGGAAUGGAAGGUGCUUUCCUACAAAAAUGGUGCUCACCUAGGGACGCGUGUGUCCCAGGCCACUCAGAAUGUCUUCACUGGAUAUUACACUGGGAACUAUAGCCACUGGGGGCACGUGGCUCCAACCUUUAUUGAAAGUUAGUCUUAUUUACUCUACUGUGACACAGAAGUAUAUCUCUGAGGAAAGAAGCAGAAGAAAUGUCUAUUUCAGUUAAACAUGAUCCCGUGUAUUUUGGGGCCAGUAUUUGCACAACUAAACCCUCUCCCUGCCCCUGCUAGCAAGAGUCCUUGUCAGGUAUUUUAAAUUUAAAAAGGUUCCUUCCCCACCCAGUCUGCUGGUUAUACUCAUGGGCUUUCAGUGUCUCCCCCAAGAUAAACUGCUAACUAUUUUCUCCUGUGCCUUAAGCAACUCUGGUCAUGACCAUUGUAUUGUCUGGUCUUAAGCAUACCAGAGCAGCCAGAUUGCCUGCAGUGCUGGGGUGCCAGGCCAGAGGGGAUCAGCUUGUGUGUACAUGCAUGCAUAUCUGUGUGUAUGUGUGUGUGUGUGUGUGUGUGUGUGUGUGUGUGUGUG
Molecule: messenger RNA, 2182 nt
Organism: Psammomys obesus (fat sand rat)
Lineage: Eukaryota; Metazoa; Chordata; Mammalia; Rodentia; Muridae
Product: feline leukemia virus subgroup C receptor-related protein 2
Exons: 9
Biological process (GO): transmembrane transport; heme export
Cellular component (GO): membrane
Molecular function (GO): heme transmembrane transporter activity; heme binding
Source: RefSeq, a predicted model, not a curated record